Messenger RNA from Macrobrachium nipponense, 4918 nucleotides. RefSeq lists its product as uncharacterized. The record is from RefSeq and is a predicted model, not a curated record. The transcript has 3 exons. Bases 349 to 2805 code for a protein of 818 amino acids. NCBI's taxonomy places the organism in Eukaryota, Metazoa, Arthropoda, Malacostraca, Decapoda, Palaemonidae.
AAAAAAAAGAGAAAAUAAGAAAAAUGUCGUGUGACGAUCUUGCUCCCUUCUUUUGGGCUAACUUGGUGAUAAGGCCCAGAGACCGGAUGCAGCUGUGAGACGUGUGAUGGCGCGCCGAGUGCUUUCAUACCUUUGCGUCCCCGAAAUGUCGUUGCCCUGCACAACCCCUUUAUACCUUGGGAAGCUGUGCAAGGGUUUUGACAUCCAAGUACAUAUUUCCACGCGAGUCCAGUGUUUGUUGUGCAGAAGUGAGACUUUUGUGUUUCUUGUGCAGAAGUGAGACUUUUGUGUUAACAGCGAAUUUCGAUUUGUGGCCCUUAUUACUUAAUAAUUCGUAAGAACUGUGCAAUGGCUUCGUCAGAAACGAAAAUUUCCUCACAAGCGCUUAGAAAUUUCAGACAUUACCAUUUUGUGAGGCACUGGGGAAAGAAGGUGGCGUUUAUGAUCUAUUACUAUAGUUUUCUCGACGGACAACAUAAAACGAUCCGCGAUAUUCUGAUCGAUAACAAUGUACCACUGACGAAGAAAUUUUUCAACGCCCAGGAAGUGAAAAAUCUAACAGAGAAGCCGCCAGAGGAGUUGGACAUCACGAUGUUGAAUAGGAUCAGCCAGACUCUUUGGGAAAGAGGGGUGAAUGACCCUGGUGGAGACCUCAAAGGAUUAAUGAAAACUAUAAAAGAUGAGAGGAACUUUGUCAGCCAUGAAGAGGUGGCGCUGUCAAAUACAGAUCUAGAAAAUAAACUUCAAGGCUUUCAGACAACACUCCAGGAAACUCUUGAUAAAACCAAACUUCUCUUUCCAUGCCAUGGCUCAGAAAUUGACCAGCUUAAAGCAGAGAUCCAAGUUGCUGCUCUAGAGCUGCUAAGGAAGAUCCGUGAGAAAUAUGAUCCCUCAGUCCCAGAGGAUGUGCAAAAUCUUCAAGAAGAAAUAGAGCAGUUUGGAAGAGAGCUUUCUGAAUAUAUACUUAAACUAUCUCGAGAAGAGCUCCUGCGUCUUUAUGUAGACCUCUGUCAGAUUUUGCCCUUUGACUGGCUGGCCCAGUAUGAUAUCACAGAACCAUGUAACAUCAUGGUCUCUUUGAAUGUGGAGGAAAAUAUGGAGUUUCAUGGGCGUCGCCGUGGCAACGCAGGUAUCGUUGUAGAUCAAAAGCAAAUUUUAGCAAUUAAAGACCCAAUUGACCCUAAAGUUGUGAUUAUAUCUGGUGAUGCAGGUUCAGGAAAGACCACAAUCCUUUGCUCCAUUGUAGAGAGAUGGCAUAAGAACACAAUGGAUAUGCCAGAACUCUCUUCCUUCCAAAUUGUACUCUAUAUGCAGUUUAGAAACCAUAGCCAUGACAACUUUGAUGACUACCUUAAAGGGUUGCUUCCACAAACUGUAUUUCUGUACACUUUCUGUCAAGUCAAGUCUACAGUCAUUGGUUCUAAAUGUCUAAUCUUAUGUGAUGGGUAUGAUGAAGCCAAUGAAAAGUCUAAAAAGUUCUUCAGAGAAAUAUUAGCUCUUAAUUUUAAAGAUGUGAAGAUUGUUGUCACAACACGUCCAAUGAAUACUCAGACACUAACAGAUAUUGUGAACAAAGGAAAACGUUCCAGAAUCAACCUAAAAGUUUUAGGUUUGCAAAAACAGGAUAUGAACUUACUCACAGAACGACUCAUUGGCUAUCUAGUGAGGGAUGAUGUCAGCCAAAAGGAAGCACUGAAAAAAGAACUGCUUCAGAAGAUAGAGGAAAUUAACCCUAAAACUAAAGUAAUCUUGCAAACGCCUCUGUAUUUUAACCUGUUCAUUCUUCUUUACAUUGAAUGUCCAGAUAUAAGGAAUGAAAUGUAUACCCAGUCAUCACUUCAUUUGCAGUUGAAAGAGCACAUGACCAAGAGACUCUCCAACAAGACAGGAAUCUCUAUUGAAUCACUGAAGAAAUUUGAUGCACUGUACAGAAAAUGGUCUCUGAAAUAUUACAAUGAGGAAAAAUAUGAAUGGUCUGAGACCGAUGUGAUAAACUUGCAAAAGGAGAUUAGCUGUCAAGAGGUAAUUCAAAACUUUGAUGCCAUCAUGUCGUCUUAUUUUUGUAUAAAACACACCAAAGAGCAGCUCGAAAUUAAAAAGGUUUUCUGCUACAGACACAGAAGUGAACAGGAGUUUGCAGUUGCUGUCAACAUCUGUGAUGACAUCAUCACAAGGGAAGGCCAGCAAGAGGGAAACAUUAUUGAAGAUGUGCUGCGGUCAAAAGGAUUUCAGAUUGUACAAAUGAUUGCAGAUCAAGCCUCCGUGUUCAGGAGAUUAAGGAAUGUCAUUUCAUUCAUACCAGGAAUCCUUUAUAGUACAGAUAGAGACGUUUUGUACAAGAGAAUCAAUGACAUUCAUGAAUUCUUUGUAUCAUACUGCAUCUCUAGUGAUACACAUUAUUAUCUGUUGGUUCCAUAUAUUGAAACUAGAUUAGAUAAUAAAAUUCUGGAAUCGCUUGUUUCAGUGAUGGCAGUAAAGAAUCUAAAGGACUAUUUACAUUUUGGAGUAGCUGAUAUCUUUUCUAUCCUACCGCCCUUACUGUCUAAGGUGCGGCUUAAACGCAUUGCGUUUGCAGAUGCACCGAAAGAUCUCUCUGAAGUCAAUGAAACACUGCAUGUGGCCAGCCAGCACGGUAUUAAUACAGAGUUUAUUCUGCAGAUAUAUCUAGAUGACUAUCCACAGUUUUCAGGACUGGUUCUGCAUCCAGUGGAUCAGUUACGAUUGAUCAUCUACUAUAAUAAAGGCGUAGACUUGGAGAGCUUUGUCCUGUUCCUCUCAUGGCGUCACCAAAGGAAUUGUAUGUGAGUUACUCCAUCGAAGGCCAUCCUUUGGACUUCUUGACCCAAAUCAUAAACAGGACGUUUCAACAAACAGGGGAGAAGUAACUAAUAUAGAUAUUAUAGUUAAUGAAGGGUGUGACCUAAAGCAUCUACUCCAGUCACUAACAAUUAAGCCUUUGAGUUCAACAACUAUUCUUAUGGAUAAGGACACUGAUCCUGAUGAAUCUACGGAUAUGGAGACUGAUUCUGGUGAUUCCACGGAUAUGGGGAGCAAUUCUGGUGAAUCCACAAUUACUGAGAGUAACUCUGGUGACUCCAUGGAUUCGGAGAUUGAUGUUGGUGAAGACUUGAAGAUCAUCUGCGAGAGUAACUUUGUUGACUCCAUGGAUUCGGAGAUUGAUGUUGGUGAAGACUUGAAGAUCAUCUGCGAGAGUAAUGGACUUGGGGAAUUACACGUUCGCUCUUAUUGAUUUAUAUGAAAAACGUCCACAAGAAGAGAUAUAUCUCUGAUUACUUGAUUGAGUGGGGCGUUUCUUGCGCCGAGAGUGAGCUACAGAAAAUUCAUGAAUAUUUGCAAUAUUUAUCUCAGUCUUUUCUUUAGUUGUGAUUUCUUCAACUCAUUGUGAUUGCAGACAAUGAUACAAUCAAUCCCUCCACAUCUUCAAGUAAUAAAAGCAGGUGUACUCUAGGGAGAAAAUGGAAAACUUCUUGACUUAUAUUAUACCGAUGAUCUAGUUUUGUUCUGCGAGGGACCAGAAAAGAUGCAGAGAGCGUUGGAUUGUCUAGUGAGAGAAGGUUGGUUUGGUAAUUAAUAGUUGUAAAGCAAGGGAUUGAGUUUAAAUAUUUGGGUUCUGAUUUAGAUAAGGAUGAUUCUCUGAGCAGAGAAUUUAUGGAAAAAUUUAAAAAGUCUCAUCAGGCAAUGGGAAAGCUUAAACAUAUUUAGAGUAAUUGCAAUUUUUCUGUGCUUACACCAAUCAAAAUUUAUAAAUGAAUGGCUAGGAGUAUUUUGAGUUAUGGGCAUGACUCAUGGCACAGUAUAGUGACUUUGGAGAUUGAAUUCUUAGCAUCUGGAAAUAACGCCCUCAAAAGAAUAUUAGGAAUUCAUUAGAGCGAUAGGAUGUCAAAUAACAGAAUUAGAGAAGCAUGGGAGGUGCAGCCGGUCGUUGAGUAUGUUAGGCUCCCACACUGGAAGUGGGUAGGCCAUGUGUCUAGAAGACAGGGAAUAGUGUGAGAUACACUAGGGUGGGUUGCCCUUGGUAGGAGGGGUAGAGGGAGGUCAAAGGAGGCGUGUUUGAGGACAAUGAGGCGGGAAGCAGGAGAUGAGUGUUGGGGAGAUCUGGAGGAGUAGCCCCUCAGGACAGAAUGUGGUGGUAUGAGUUCAUCGAGACCCUAAGCAUCCCCGUUGGUGCCACAGGAAAUGAUUGAGUGAUUGAUUGAAUAAAUGCAAAGUUGUUUUAGGAACAAUUUUCAGGAACUGACUGGACAGUUUAGGUAAGGAUGUUGGUCAUUUCACCUCUUCACCUCAAUGAAGACCAACUCAUUUUGGUAUUGCUGCACCACCAUUACUUCUCUAAUUCUGUUAUUUGAUAUCCAAUAGCUCCAAUGAAUUCCUACUAUUCUUCUGAAUGCAUUAUUUUCAGAUGCUAGGAAUUCAUUAUCUAAAGUUACCAUGAGUCCUGCCCAUUUAUCAAAAUACUCCUGACCAUUACCUUAUAUAAAUUUUGAUUGGUGUAAGCACAGAUAAUUUACCAUUACUCCGAAUAUUUUUCGUAAUUUGGUCAUUUGUUCUUCUGUUGUCAUUCUUUGGAGUCAAUUUUUAUUUUGAAAAUACCAGAAAGGCGUCUAAAAAGCCAAUAAGAAGUUUGAUUUCAACCUAAAGAAUAAGAAAACAAACAUAAUGAAAAAAUGGGUAACGCUAAAAAGUGAGUAACCCUACUGCAAUAUCAGCCGAAUAAUGUUGCAACCCGUAAGGAUUUUGCUGCCGUCAGUGCACCCCACGUAGUGCAAUGCAGACAUUUCAAAAUGUUUGCAUCUGCCCCCACUUUUUAACUAUUUACUUGACCUCCAUGCCCCGUCCUUUCAUCCUUCUUGUUGUCAAACCUCUCUAACCACCAUUUUAGCAUGACUGUAGUGUUUGU